Messenger RNA from Paramecium pentaurelia, 1381 nucleotides. NCBI's taxonomy places the organism in Eukaryota, Ciliophora, Oligohymenophorea, Peniculida, Parameciidae. The record is from the annotation of a GenBank genome assembly.
UCAUGUCAUUAAAGGAUUUUAAAAUAUUAUCAAAAUUAGGUAUUGGAUAUAGAUAUAAAAGGUGACGGAUCUUACUCUAAUGUUUACAAAGUAAGAAGAAUAGAAGAUCAUCUUGAAUAUGCUCUUAAAAAAGUAAAUUUAAGUAAUUUAUCUGACAAAGAAAAGCAAAAUGCUUUGAAUGAGGUAAGGAUUCUAGCUUCAAUUCAUCAUUCAAAUAUUAUUAGUUAUAAAGAAGCCUUUUUUGAUCCAGUCAGUAAUUCAUUAUGGUAAAAAUUAAAUAUAUAAUAUAUAGUAUUAUUAUGGAACUUGCUACUGAUGGAGAUUUAUAGUAGAAGAUAUAAAAAUGUAUAAAAACAAAUAGUUUUUUCUAAGAAAGUGAAAUCUUAAGUUAUGCUUUCCAAAUAUUAAAUGCCUUAAAAAUACUACAUGAAAUGAAGGUGAUGCAUAGAGAUAUUAAAAGUGCUAACAUUUUUUUAAUAAAUAAUGAAGUAAAAUUAGGAGAUCUAAAUGUGUCUAAAGUAGCAAAAUAAGGAUUACUUUAUACUUAAACUGGUACACCUUAUUAUGCAAGUCCAGAAGUAUGGAAAGAUUAACCUUAUGAUUUUAAAUCAGAUAUUUGGUCUUUGGGUUGUGUAUUAUAUGAAAUGGCAUCAUUAAAAUUACCUUUUUUAGCAGAUGAUAUGGAUGGACUCUAUAAGAAAGUAAUUAAAGGUAAUUUAUUUUAUAUAAUUUAGGUUAUUAUCAAAAACUUCCAAAAUCUUAUACAUAUGAAUUAUAAAAUUUAAUAAGAAUGAUGUUAUAAGUAUCUACAACUUUGAGACCAACUGCAUCAUAAUUACUUGAAUUAAUUUGUUUCCAAAAAUUCUAAAAUGAUACUUGUCAAAAUACUGGAUAGUUAAUAAAAACUAUUUAAUUUCCAAAAAACAAAAGUUAUUAAAACUUAUUCCCAAAGUCUACAUAUAAAUAUAAAACUGAUUUAUAAAACAAAAAUGAAUAAGAUACUUCUUUAAGGAAAAGAUUAGCAACAUUAGGAGGAAAUGACUCCAUGCAUUCUAAUCCAACUAGACUUUCUUAAUAUGAAAAAAAUAGUAUGAAAUAUAUGUAUAUUUAUAUAGAUUAAGCCUAAAAGAUUCAUAAAAAUUAUAAUUUAAAUAGACUUGACCUUGAGAGUCUCAAAUAAAAUCAUAAUUCACUAAAUAAAAUACUAUCAGAAGGAUCUUUACCUCGUAAACUUAGCAAACUACCUGUUAAUAAUAUCUUACAAGAAAAAAUAAGAAAAUAAAUUAUCAUGCCUAUUUUAUUUUAGAACGCGUCACCAUUUUCUCGUUAAAAAAAUUCUAGAUAAAUUAAUGAAACAACAAUACUUCCUUGCAUUUUAUGA